CCUGCCCAGGUGUCGUGAGGUAGUAAUAGUAGGUGCGACCACCUGGACAAGUUUAAGCCACAUUAACAAAGGUCACUGGAGGUCUCCAUUCAUCGCCAUGGUCUUUCCUAUCUUUCUCACUUGUGGUCCCAACGAAGUUUUGGUGGUUUCAGGUUUUGGAUACAGUAAACCUGUCAUGUUGACAGGUGGCUGUGUGAUGGCCUUCCCAUGUUUACAGAGGUGGCAGAGACUUUCACUGAAUGUGAUGACCAUCAGAGUGGACUCUCCUGCAGUCUACACCUCACAAGGAGUCUCAAUAAAGGUCACAGGAGUAGCACAGGUGAAGAUAAGCACGCAGCAUCCACAACUCUUGGCUGUUGCUUGUGAAAAUUUCCUGGAGAAGAGUAAGCAGGAAAUUGUGGAUCUAAUCACAGAAACACUUGAGGGUCACCAGAGGGCCAUUCUGGGCACUAUGACUGUUGAGGAGAUCUACAAGAAUCGCGAAUUAUUUAAUACUCGCGUGUUUGAGGUAGCAUUUAAGGACCUCUACAACCUUGGUCUUCAUGUUAUAUCAUACACAGUGAGGGAUCUCACUGAUGAUCUGACAGACACUGAUGGUCUGUAUUAUCCACAGGUAGUGGAGAAGAAGGGCAAGAUCUUGGUGGCAGAGCAAGAGAUCACAAGACGUCAGAAGCAACUGGACUCGACCGUCAGACAACCAGCCGAAGCUGAGAAAUACAGGAUGGAGACCAUUGCCACGGCGCUUAAGACGAAGACUCUCCUGGAGGUGGAAGCAGAAGCUGAGGCCAAGUCACUGAAGGCUGACGCCGAGGCAUCCGCCAUCAAUGCGAAAGCCGUGGCAGAAGCUGCAAAGAAUUAUUAUAAAGCUGAAGCUUGGAAAGAGUUCGGUGACGCUGCCAUUUUGAGCAUGUAUCUCGACACAAUUCCACAGAUGGUGCAUAAUGUAAGCAGCUUGCUAUCGAAGACAAAAAGUGUAAAGAUGGUGUCCACGGGAGACGCACCUCUGGGAGCACUUAAAAUGACUCAGGAAGUCGUCAGUAUCGCCAACAGUGUUCCUGAAAUGGUCAAAAAUAUAACUGGGAUUGACCUGUCAACUGUGAAAGAUGUCAAGUCGGCAACUCAGAAUGAUCGUAGAAAUACUCUAAAAAAAUGGUGUCAUUAAAAUCUGGUUUUAUAAUUAAGUGGAUGUGAUACUCGGAGUAUACCUAGAGAGGGUUUUUGGGGGUCAACGCGCCCGUGACCAGGUCUCUAGGUGGAUCAGGGCCUGAUCAACCAGGCUGUUAUUGAUAGCUUUAAUGUCUCUCAUACCCAUCAUGUGGAUGGUAUAGUCAUUAUAUUACAGAGGCACAUAUUUUUUGGAAGUUUUAAACCCAUAAUCAGGUGGAUUUUAAUGUGAAGAGAAAAACUAUCAAUCGUAUCAGAAACAAUGAAACAGAGAAAGUACCUAUCAGUCACGUCAGAAAAUAAGUGAAUUACAGAAAGUACCGGUCAGUCA
Molecule: messenger RNA, 1495 nt
Organism: Cherax quadricarinatus
Lineage: Eukaryota; Metazoa; Arthropoda; Malacostraca; Decapoda; Parastacidae
Source: RefSeq, a predicted model, not a curated record